This is a messenger RNA of Acanthoscelides obtectus, 294 nucleotides long. The record is from the annotation of a GenBank genome assembly. NCBI's taxonomy places the organism in Eukaryota, Metazoa, Arthropoda, Insecta, Coleoptera, Chrysomelidae.
AUGACGCCCUCUACAUACGCGUUACAUGAUAAUCAUAAUGUGAUCAAUACAGAAUGUUUCAUACGAGGUUUCCAUUUGAGUGGCGUCGUAACAGCUCCUCGUUCUUCCUCCACCGCAACGUUACCCUGCGGUGCGCCAGAACCUCCCCAAAAAUUCAAGGUCUCAGUUAGCUUCGAUAGUCUGUUCAAUGUCGAGUCAGCUCCUGAUUGGAAUAUAUGUGUCACGUAUGGAUAUAAUGAGUUCUUCAGCUCAUUUUCGGUCGGAGGAAGUUUCACGGAAAAAGACUAUAAUUAA